AUGAGUUUUAAAGAAGAUAAUGGUAUUGUUAUAAAAGGAAAUAAACGUCAUCCAACCAUAGGAGAUUUUGUAGUUAUUGGAGCAGGGGCUAAAGUUCUUGGAAAUAUUACUAUUAGUAGUAAUGUUAAAAUUGGUGCAAAUUGUUGGAUUACACAGAAUAUUGAUCAAGACCAAAUUAUCUUUAUUUCUGAAUAUCCAUCUCAAAUCACUAAACCAUCAAGAAAACAGUCAAUAAAAGAUGACAAAAUAAUUUUACAAUCACUAUCUGAAAAUAAAAGUACAGAAGAACAAGAAAAAUUGAGUGGAGGUAAUACACCUGAACUAUUUUGUAAUUAUACAUCUGAAGAAUCAACCCCAAUUAACUUAGAUUGUUUUGUAUCUUGUCAUCAAUAA
This is a messenger RNA of Entamoeba dispar SAW760, 393 nucleotides long. RefSeq lists its product as uncharacterized. Gene Ontology annotation, cellular component: cytosol. The transcript has a single exon. Lineage: Eukaryota; Evosea; Mastigamoebida; Endamoebidae. Gene Ontology annotation, molecular function: L-serine O-acetyltransferase activity. The coding region runs from base 1 to 393 and encodes 130 amino acids. The record is from RefSeq and is a predicted model, not a curated record.